This is a messenger RNA of Trichoderma virens Gv29-8, 507 nucleotides long. RefSeq lists its product as uncharacterized. The record is from RefSeq and is a predicted model, not a curated record. Lineage: Eukaryota; Fungi; Ascomycota; Sordariomycetes; Hypocreales; Hypocreaceae. Bases 1 to 507 code for a protein of 168 amino acids. The transcript has a single exon.
AUGGAGGUCGUCUGCACCGAUGCGGACGGUCGGAGGCGCGUUGGAAACGGGUUCGCAUAUAAAUGUAAAAGCCACGCUGGGGGGUUCAAGCAGCUCUUCCGAAGAGACCGCUGCGAGUCACAGUUUUCGACAGAUGGCGCAACAGAAUCAGUAACGGCAGAGGGCGACUGCACGUGUUGGAUCGCUCGGUUUGGCAAUGGUCCUCUCGCGAGAGAAAGUGGCACGGAAACAGCUGAGAGGGCGCGAACGCGGCUUGGGUUUUGGCACCGAGUGCUUCAAGACUCGGCGAUACUGGAGGUGCUCGAAUCAGUGCACCUGAGGCGGGAGGAGGAUGAAAUACAGGCGCGGAUUGGGUCGUGGUCGGGGGUUGAAGAUGAUGCGCCAACAAAGCCGCCCUUCUCCGUUUUCAAAAGAUUCGAGGUAACACGGGCAAGGCGGACGCCGAACGCUACGGCGGGGUCACGUGAGUUGGCGCACGGGCCGAAUGGACUUCAGCAGUGCCCAUGA